AUGUCGUGCAAAAAGCACGCCUCGCGCCGACAGCUUGGUUUCCUGAUUUGCUUUUCCCCAGAGGCAAAACCCGAAGGAAAGAACCGAGCCCACCACGUCGACCCAGAGCAGCACAGGGCAGCUUGGGUGUGUGUGAUCAACUGGCGGGGAGAAGGCGGCGCCCCGUUGGCAAGCCCAUGUCCAUUGAUUGAUUUUGAUUGA
This is a messenger RNA of Akanthomyces muscarius, 201 nucleotides long. RefSeq lists its product as uncharacterized. The record is from RefSeq and is a predicted model, not a curated record. The coding region runs from base 1 to 201 and encodes 66 amino acids. The transcript has 2 exons. Lineage: Eukaryota; Fungi; Ascomycota; Sordariomycetes; Hypocreales; Cordycipitaceae.